UCAUAGAAACACCAAGUCAGUGUCGCGCUGCCUGGCACCGGUGUUGGUUGUGUCCACGUGGGUUUGCGCGCAAAAAUUUGUGGCAGAAAACAUGAAUAAAGACGAGGAGCGCAUCAAAAAGUUAUUGGAGGAUGUGUCGACUCCAGAAAGUUCUGACGAUGGCAGUUUUUCUGAUACAUCAGAAAAAACGGAAACAGACCCUUUUGAGGAUAACGACGGGGAAUAUGGCACGGAUGCAGACUAUGUACCAAAUAGUGAUUCGGAUGACUCAGAAGCCUUGGAUGUAGAUGAGGCUAAAUCAGAGAAAGAUCCUAAAGAUUCUAAGGUUCAGCCCAGAUAUGUAAGGGCCAGUGAUAAUAAUCGCAUAGAUACAGUACCAUCUACUUCUAGAUACAGAGCUACCUUAUUUGUUCCACCCUCUCCUUCGAUUUCUGACCAAAACAGUCCAAUACUACCUUUACGCCCUACCGCGAGCACACACAUAUCCAUAGAAAGUGCAUCUGGAAGUCCUGUAAUACCUCUUGGUAGUCCCAUUACAUUUCAUAAACCUCAAGAUAUCGUCGAACCGUCAGGUACAAUGAGUGUGAGAACGGAAAAUAGUUUUUCUAUGGGAUGUCUAAGCCUAUUAGAAUCAGCAUUUCCAUCAACUUCAGCACAAAGUUUCAGAGCUGCGUCCCCUGUAAUUCCUCUUCACGAAAUAUCGGGCCUUGCAAGUCCGGAAGAUCCUGUAGAUCAAAAUUUGGAAGAACAGGAAUCUGAAGGAAAUCCUGAUCUUCAGUUAUCUCAAAAUGUAGAAGCAGAGACACCCGAAGAAGAAUGGACUUGUACUACUGAACUAAUUCCAGAGUUUGGAUUUGAUAAUAACACUCAAGGAUUGAGAAUAGAUAUUAAUGAAAAUGCUACCCCAUUAGAUAUAUUUAGACGGGUAUUUUCUCAAGAAUUACUCGAAUAUUUAGUAGCCAGGACAAAUGCAUAUGGCGAUUUUUAGUCUAAUUCUAAUAAACCCCAUACCAGAAAUAGCCGAAACCAAGCUUUUAGAGUUGUAACAGUAAAUGAGAUGGAGAUGUUCUUGGCUUUGUGUGUGUUGCAAGGUCAAGUAAAAGGACCUAGUAGGAGAUCAUUGUUCUCAUUCUCCGAUCCCUUAUAUUUUCACCCAUUUUUUACAUACAUAAUGUCAGGACGUCGGUUCGAACAAAUAUUACGAUGUCUUAGUUUGUCUGAAGCUAAUGCUAAAGGAGAAAAGAAAGUUUCUGAUUUCAUGAAGGCCAUAUGUGAGAAUUUUCGGCAAAUCUACAGUCCCGGUGUGAAUCUAUCAAUUGAUGAAUCGCUAAUUUUGUUUAAUUUUGUUUCGUGGCCGAUUACAUUUUCGACAAUAUAUUAAGUCAAAAAAUGCUCGUUACGGAAUUAAUUUUUACUACUUCUGAUGGAUAUGUUUUAAAUAUAUUAAUGUACAAAGGUAAAAAUGAAGAAAUAGAAUCAGACCCGGCAAUCAAGAAGACAGAAAAAAUUGUAAUGGAAUUGGUACAGCCAUAUCUCCUUGACUAGAGACAAGAUAUCGAUAAAAAAAAACCACCUCUUUGUCCAUCCUGCUUCGAGGAAUGGCACAAGCACAAAACUGAUUAAGUUUAAGUUAUUAUCUUAAAAAUACUUAACUAGUAGACUGAUAGAAGAGAAAUAACUAAUUAUUAUAAACUAGAAUUAGCCUAAAGUUAAAAUGACGGACUGUGAUUAGGUUAACAUUUUUUAUACUAAAGCAAUACAUAGGAAUAGUGAUAUUAGAUUGAUUUUUGAUGCUAUAAAGACUUUACUCAUGUGUUGUGUACAAUAAUUGAAGACUGAUUGAUAAGUUAAUUAUUUUCGUAAACUUUUUGAUUAGAGGGAUAUAGAUGUUUUAGAAGAAUUAGAAAUUAUAAAACUUUCAUAGUAUUGUCGACCAAAGUGGCUAGCUAUGAAACGCGAUGUUGAAGAAUAAUACUUAUUUUAUGUUUUUGAAUUAGAAUAUUUGAUGUUUUUGUUUGAAU
Molecule: messenger RNA, 2021 nt
Organism: Plodia interpunctella (Indianmeal moth)
Lineage: Eukaryota; Metazoa; Arthropoda; Insecta; Lepidoptera; Pyralidae
Exons: 2
Coding region: 92-988 (298 amino acids)
Source: RefSeq, a predicted model, not a curated record